This is a messenger RNA of Penicillium cataractarum, 1398 nucleotides long. Its product is annotated as T6SS phospholipase effector Tle1-like catalytic domain-containing protein. Lineage: Eukaryota; Fungi; Ascomycota; Eurotiomycetes; Eurotiales; Aspergillaceae. The transcript is spliced from 5 exons. Bases 1 to 1398 code for a protein of 465 amino acids. The record is from RefSeq and is a predicted model, not a curated record.
AUGCUGCCCCAAUCGACUCACUUAGCAUCUCGGCUGGCAGGUUAUAAACGUAUCAUCCUUUGUGCGGACGGAACCUGGCUUGCGUCCGACUUGGGAGAUGCAUCUGUGCCUUCCAACGUCGCGAGAAUUGCUCGCACUAUCGCACCAAGCGGCCCGGACUCCCAUGGCAAUCUCGUUCAGCAAAUUGUCUCAUAUCAUUCUGGACUGGGAGCUGGAGAGCUCCCUUUCCAGAAGGCCAUUUAUGGUGGUAUUGGCUGGGGUUUGGACAAUGAAGUCUGUCAGAUCUACGAUUUCAUCUCCAACAAUUACGUUCAAGGCGACGAGCUGUUCUUUUUUGGAUUCUCUCGCGGCGCCUUUACCGUCCGCUCCGUGGCCGGCCUUGUCUCCGAAAUAGGCGUGCUCUCAUCCCAGCACAUGUCGCACUUCCCCGAAAUGUGGAAGGCUUACCGGGAGAAUACGGGCGGACAGCCCUUCCAGAAGUCUACUUGGUACCAGCAGAAUCAAGGCAAGCUACGAUUAAAGAAUGAUGUCCGCAUCAAAGUAGUUGGCGUUUGGGACACAGUUGGGGCUUUAGGAAUCCCUAAUUGGCCACUGGUGGAUAUGGCUUCGAAAGUGGGUAUCAAUCUUUCAAAGCAGUACGCAUUUCACAACACAAAUGUGUCAGAAAAUGUAGACUACGCCUUUCAGGCCCUAGCGAUCGAUGAGAGACGGCUCACCUUUCCACCGACCCUUUGGCACAGAACUCAAGAUGCGCCGGCCAAGGAGCUACAGCAAUGUUGGUUUCCCGGCGUACACCAGAAUAUUGGUGGUGGAGCUCCAGAUCGUGAAAUUGAGGAUAUCACAUUUGCGUGGAUGGUGGACAAUCUGUCGGGAAUGCUGACUUUUGAAAAUGUGAUAAUUGAGGAACUAAUUCAGCAACACCGGGCUGCGCGGACUGAACGUAACGCCCUCGGCCAGGGAGCCGAUGACUGGGGCUGCGGGUACAUUAGGUCCAACUUUGCGGGUCUGCAAGGUGCGUUCUUCCGGGGACUGGGGAAACAGGACCGCACGCCAGGCAACUAUUCGCAGCUCCCAGGAGAUGAUAAGAGCGCCCACAGCACUAAUGAAUACUUCCAUCCAAUCGUCCGGAUAAGGAAGACCAAUUUCUCUCCCGGUUAUUCUCCAGCUGCACUGGCUGGAUUUGUGAUCGAGGGACCAGGUGGUGAUGGUGGUGGCCAAACCGGCUGGCGAUGGAUAAAAAAUGGCAUUUCACCGGGGCUACCAGAGUAUGUUUUGCACCCGGAUAAGAAGAUGACUGUAACGCAUGAUUUGGAUUAUGUGACUCGGUCCAGCUUAUCCAGAGCUCUGUGUCCAGAGAGCCUGUUGGUAGACCUCGAUCGGCAUAACCAUGUCCACUAA